CGCGCCCCCGCCGGGAAUAAGCCUGAGAAUAACCCGGCGCCUCCGCCGGGGCGGGCGCGGAGCGGGCCCGGCGCCGCGGCGCUGGUGGAUGCUGGGGCCCCGAGGCGCCGGCCGGGCGGCGGGGGCCGCGGCAGGUGUGCCGGAGCCGGCGGAGGCGGCGCCUCUGCGCUGCCCGGCCGCCCGGGAGCGGGGCGAAUGGCGAGCGAGAAGCCGGGCCCGGGGCUCGAGCCGCAGCCCGCGGGGCUCAUCGCCGUCGGGGCCGGGGGCGGCGGCAUGGGGGAGCUGAGGGGCGCGGCGGGGCCCGGCGCCGUGGUGCUGCCCGCGGGGAUGAUUAACCCUUCGGUGCCGAUCCGCAACAUCCGCAUGAAAUUCGCAGUGCUGAUCGGACUCAUACAGGUCGGAGAGGUCAGCAACAGGGACAUCGUGGAGACGGUGCUCAACCUGCUGGUUGGUGGAGAAUUUGACCUGGAGAUGAACUUUAUUAUCCAGGAUGCUGAGAGCAUAACAUGCAUGACAGAGCUGUUGGAGCACUGCGACGUGACAUGUCAAGCUGAAAUAUGGAGCAUGUUCACAGCCAUUCUGCGAAAAAGUGUUCGGAAUCUGCAGACAAGCACGGAAGUUGGGCUGAUUGAACAAGUAUUGCUGAAAAUGAGUGCAGUUGAUGACAUGAUAGCAGAUCUCCUAGUUGAUAUGUUGGGGGUUCUUGCCAGCUACAGCAUCACUGUCAAGGAGUUGAAGCUUUUGUUCAGCAUGCUUCGAGGAGAAAGUGGGAUCUGGCCAAGACAUGCAGUAAAAUUAUUAUCAGUUCUAAAUCAGAUGCCACAAAGACAUGGUCCUGAUACUUUUUUCAAUUUCCCUGGUUGUAGUGCUGCGGCAAUCGCGUUGCCUCCUAUCGCGAAGUGGCCUUAUCAGAAUGGCUUCACCCUCAAUACUUGGUUUCGCAUGGAUCCCUUAAAUAACAUUAAUGUUGAUAAGGAUAAACCUUAUCUUUAUUGUUUUCGUACUAGCAAAGGAGUUGGUUACUCUGCUCAUUUCGUUGGCAACUGUCUAAUAGUCACAUCUUUGAAGUCCAAAGGAAAAGGUUUUCAGCACUGUGUGAAAUACGAUUUUCAACCACGCAAGUGGUACAUGAUCAGCAUUGUCCACAUUUACAAUCGGUGGAGGAACAGUGAAAUUCGGUGUUACGUCAAUGGACAGCUAGUAUCUUACGGUGACAUGGCUUGGCACGUUAACACGAAUGAUAGCUAUGACAAGUGCUUCCUCGGAUCUUCAGAAACUGCUGAUGCCAAUCGGGUGUUCUGCGGCCAGCUUGGCGCCGUGUAUGUAUUCAGUGAAGCCCUCAACCCUGCCCAGAUAUUUGCAGUUCAUCAGUUAGGACCUGGAUAUAAGAGCACCUUCAAAUUUAAGUCUGAGAGUGACAUUCAUUUGGCAGAACAUCAUAAGCAGGUUUUGUAUGAUGGGAAACUUGCAAGUAGUAUUGCAUUUACAUAUAACGCUAAGGCCACUGACGCUCAACUGUGCCUGGAAUCAUCACCAAAGGAAAAUGCAUCCAUUUUUGUGCAUUCCCCACAUGCGCUAAUGCUCCAGGAUGUGAAAGCGAUAGUAACACAUUCCAUUCAUAGUGCGAUUCAUUCAAUUGGAGGGAUUCAAGUGCUUUUCCCACUUUUUGCCCAACUGGACAAUCGGCAGCUCAACGACAGUCAAGUGGAAACAACUGUCUGCGCUACUCUUUUGGCAUUCCUGGUUGAACUGCUUAAAAGUUCAGUCGCCAUGCAAGAACAGAUGCUGGGUGGAAAAGGCUUUCUAGUCAUUGGCUACUUGCUUGAAAAGUCAUCAAGAGCCCAUAUAACGAGAGCUGUCCUGGAGCAGUUUUUAUCCUUUGCAAAACACCUUGAUGGUUUAUCUCAUGGAGCCCCUUUAUUAAAGCAGCUUUGUGAUCACAUUUUAUUCAACCCGGCCAUCUGGAUACAUACGCCUGCAAAGGUCCAGCUUUCCCUAUACACUUAUUUGUCUGCCGAGUUUAUUGGAACUGCUACCAUUUACACCACCAUACGCAGAGUAGGGACAGUACUGCAGCUCAUGCACACGUUAAAAUAUUACUACUGGGUCAUUGAUCCUGCCGACAGUAGCGGCAUUGCACCUAAAGGGUUAGAUGGUCCCCGGCCAUCACAAAAAGAAAUCAUAUCACUACGGGCAUUUAUGCUACUUUUUCUGAAACAGCUCAUACUAAAGGAUCGAGGGGUCAAAGAAGAUGAACUUCAGAGUAUAUUAAAUUACCUGCUUACAAUGCAUGAGGAUGAAAAUAUUCAUGAUGUGUUACAGUUACUAGUGGCUUUAAUGUCAGAACACCCAGCCUCCAUGAUACCAGCAUUUGAUCAAAGAAAUGGAAUAAGGGUAAUCUACAAAUUAUUGGCUUCUAAAAGUGAAAGUAUUUGGGUUCAAGCUCUGAAGGUUCUGGGAUACUUUCUGAAGCAUUUAGGUCACAAGAGAAAAGUUGAAAUCAUGCACACCCAUAGUCUUUUCACCCUCCUUGGAGAGAGGCUGAUGUUGCACACAAACACCGUGACUGUCACCACAUACAACACGCUUUACGAGAUCUUGACAGAGCAAGUGUGUACUCAAGUCGUACACAAACCACACCCAGAGCCAGAUUCUACCGUGAAAAUUCAGAAUCCAAUGAUUCUUAAGGUGGUGGCAACUUUGUUAAAAAACUCUACACCCAGUGCAGAACUGAUGGAAGUUCGUCGUUUAUUUUUAUCUGACAUGAUAAAACUUUUCAGUAACAGCCGUGAAAAUAGAAGAUGCUUAUUGCAGUGUUCAGUAUGGCAGGAUUGGAUGUUUUCUCUUGGCUAUAUCAAUCCUAAAAAUUCUGAGGAGCAGAAGAUCACGGAGAUGGUCUACAAUAUCUUCCGGAUCCUUUUAUAUCACGCAAUAAAAUACGAGUGGGGAGGCUGGAGAGUCUGGGUGGACACGCUCUCAAUAGCCCAUUCCAAGGUCACUUAUGAGGCACACAAAGAAUACCUGGCCAAGAUGUACGAGGAAUAUCAGAGACAGGAGGAGGAAAACAUUAAGAAGGGGAAGAAGGGCAACGUGAGCACCAUCUCGGGUCUUUCGUCCCAGGCGACAGGAGCGAAGGGCGGCAUGGAGAUCCGGGAGAUAGAGGACCUUUCCCAGAGCCAGAGCCCAGAAAGUGAGACCGAUUACCCGGUGAGCGCGGACACGAGGGACCUGCUCAUGUCCACCAAAGUGUCCGACGCCAUCCUCGGGAACCCCGAUCGCCCGGGCGGCGGUGUGCACGUGGAAGUGCACGACCUUCUAGUGGAUAUAAAAGCAGAGAAAGUGGAAGCCACCGAGGUCAAGCUGGAUGACAUGGACCUGUCACCGGAGACUCUGGUAGGGGCGGAGAACGGCGCCCUUGUGGAGGUGGAGUCCUUGCUGGACAACGUGUACAGUGCCGCCGUGGAGAAACUCCAGAACAAUGUGCACGGGAGUGUGGGCAUCAUUAAGAAAAAUGAAGAAAAAGAUAAUGGUCCGUUGAUAACUUUAGCCGAUGAGAAAGAUGACCUUCCCAGUAGUAACGCAGCGUUCCUCUUUGAUAAAAUACCCAAACAGGAGGAGAAACUCCUUCCGGAACUUUCGAGCAACCACAUCAUUCCGAAUAUUCAGGACGCGCAAGUGCACCUCGGCGUCGCCGAUGAUCUCGGACUGCUCGCCCACAUGACCGGCAGUGUCGACUUACCCUGCACGUCGAGUAUGAUGGAAGAAAAAGAGUUCAAAAUCCACACGACGUCAGAUGGCAUGGGCACUGUUUCUGAAAGGGACCUGGCGGCGUCCUCGAAGGGGCUGGAGUACGCCGAGGUGACUGCGGCCGCCCUGGAGACCGAGCCUUCUGGGAGCAAAAUGGUACCAAACAUUGAUGCGGGAAGUAUAAUCUCAGACACCGAGAGGUCUGACGACGGGAAAGAGCCGAAGGAAACCCGGAAAAUCCAGACCACGACCACCACACAGGCUGUUCAGGGUCGGUCUGUCACUCAGCAAGACAGAGAUCUCCGAGUUGACUUGGGAUUCCGAGGGAUGCCCAUGACCGAGGAACAGCGGCGCCAGUUCAGCCCGGGUCCACGCACGACCAUGUUCCGUAUUCCCGAGUUUAAGUGGUCGCCGAUGCACCAGCGACUUCUCACCGACUUGCUGUUUGCAUUAGAAACAGAUGUACAUGUUUGGAGGAGCCAUUCUACAAAGUCUGUAAUGGAUUUCGUCAACAGCAACGAGAACAUUAUCUUUGUGCAUAACACGAUUCACCUCAUUUCCCAGAUGGUGGACAACAUCAUCAUCGCGUGCGGAGGGAUCCUGCCCUUGCUCUCGGCCGCCACGUCGCCGACCGGUUCUAAGACGGAAUUGGAGAAUAUUGAAGUGACACAAGGCAUGUCCGCUGAGACAGCAGUGACUUUCCUCAGCAGAUUGAUGGCCAUGGUUGACGUGCUUGUAUUCGCCAGCUCUCUGAAUUUCAGUGAGAUUGAAGCUGAAAAAAACAUGUCUUCUGGCGGUCUAAUGCGGCAGUGCCUACGGCUGGUUUGCUGCGUUGCUGUGAGAAACUGUCUAGAAUGUCGGCAGAGGCAGAGAGACCGGGGGAGCAAGCCUGCACAUGGAGGCGGCAGACCCCCGGAAGCCCCGCAGGGUGUGGCGGCCCCCGCCGCUUCCAAGACUCCAUUAGAAAAUGUUCCAGGUAACCUCUCACCUAUUAAGGAUCCUGAUAGACUUCUUCAGGAUGUCGAUAUUAACCGCCUUCGUGCUGUGGUCUUUCGGGAUGUGGACGACAGCAAGCAGGCGCAGUUCUUAGCUCUGGCUGUCGUAUACUUCAUUUCGGUUCUGAUGGUGUCCAAGUACCGGGACAUCCUGGAGCCCCAGCGGGAGACCGCGCGGACUGGGAGCCAGCCGGGCCGAAACAUCAGGCAGGAGAUAAAUUCACCCACAAGUACAGUUGUGGUCAUACCAUCUAUCCCUCAUCCAAGUUUGAACCAUGGAUUCCUUGCCAAGUUAAUUCCUGAGCAGAGCUUUGCCCACUCAUUUUACAAAGAGACCCCUGCUGCAUUUCCAGACACUAUAAAGGAAAAAGAAACGCCAGCUCCUGGUGAAGAGAUUCAGUUAGAAAGUUCCAUUCCUCAUACAGAUUCAGGAAUUGGAGAGGAGCAAGUGGCCAACAUCCUAAACGGGGCAGAAUUAGAGGCCAGCACGGGCCCUGAUGCCAUGAGCGAGCUGUUGUCCACUUUGUCUUCUGAAGUGAAGAAGUCACAGGAAAGCUUAGCUGAGAACCCGAGCGAAAUGUUGAAGCCGGCGCCUUCCAUAUCUAGCAUUAGCCAAGCCAAAGGCAUCAAUGUCAAGGAAAUACUGAAAAGCCUCGUGGCCGCCCCGGUGGAAAUUGCCGACUGUGGCCCUGAGCCCAUCCCCUACCCGGACCCAGCGCUGAAGAGAGAAGCGCAAGCUAUUCUUCCUAUGCAGUUUCAUUCCUUUGACAGGAGCGUCGUGGUGCCUGUCAAGAAGCCACCCCCAGGUAGCUUGGCUGUAACCACCGUGGGAGCCACGACGUCUGGGAGUGGUCUGCCAACAGGCAGCACCUCUAAUAUAUUUGCUGCUACCGGAACAACACCAAAAAGUAUGAUUAAUACAACAGGUGCCGUGGAUUCAGGGUCGUCCUCUUCCUCCUCUUCUAGUUUUGUCAACGGUGCUACCAGCAAAAAUCUGCCAGCUGUGCAGACGGUGGCUCCGAUGCCGGAGGAUUCGGCUGAAAACAUGAGCAUCACUGCAAAACUUGAAAGAGCUUUAGAAAAAGUUGCUCCUCUGCUUCGUGAAAUUUUUGUCGACUUUGCGCCAUUCCUGUCCCGCACACUUCUUGGCAGUCAUGGACAGGAGCUAUUGAUAGAAGGCCUCGUGUGCAUGAAGUCCAGCACGUCUGUGGUCGAGCUGGUCAUGCUGCUUUGCUCUCAGGAAUGGCAAAAUUCUAUUCAGAAGAAUGCAGGACUUGCAUUUAUUGAACUCAUCAAUGAAGGAAGGUUACUAUGCCACGCCAUGAAGGACCAUAUAGUUCGUGUUGCCAAUGAAGCCGAGUUUAUUUUGAACAGACAGAGAGCUGAGGAUGUACAUAAACAUGCAGAGUUUGAGUCGCAGUGUGCCCAGUAUGCUGCCGAUAGAAGAGAGGAAGAGAAGAUGUGUGACCAUCUCAUUAGUGCUGCUAAACACCGAGAUCACGUUACAGCGAAUCAGCUGAAACAGAAGAUCCUUAAUAUUCUCACAAAUAAACACGGAGCCUGGGGAGCAGUUUCUCAUAGCCAAUUGCAUGAUUUCUGGCGUUUGGAUUACUGGGAAGAUGAUCUUCGUCGAAGGAGACGAUUUGUUCGUAAUGCGUUCGGCUCGACUCACGCUGAAGCAUUGCUCAAAGCCGCCAUAGAGUACGGCACCGAGGACGAUGUUGUAAAGUCGAAGAAAACAUUCAGAAGUCAAGCAAUAGUGAAUCAGAAUGCGGAGACCGAACUGAUGCUAGAAGGAGACGAUGACGCAGUCAGCCUGCUGCAGGAGAAAGAAAUCGACAAUCUUGCAGGCCCAGUGGUUCUCAGCACUCCUGCCCAGCUCAUCGCUCCCGUGGUGGUGGCCAAGGGUACUCUUUCCAUCACCACGACAGAAAUUUACUUCGAGGUAGAUGAGGAUGAUCCUGCCUUCAAGAAGAUCGAUGCAAAAGUUCUCGCGUACACAGAGGGACUUCAUGGAAAAUGGAUGUUCAGCGAGAUCCGAGCUGUAUUUUCAAGACGUUAUCUUCUGCAAAACACCGCCUUGGAAGUAUUUAUGGCAAACCGAACCUCGGUUAUGUUUAAUUUCCCUGAUCAAGCAACAGUAAAAAAAGUUGUCUAUAGCUUGCCUCGGGUUGGAGUAGGGACCAGCUAUGGUUUACCACAAGCCAGGAGGAUAUCCCUGGCCACCCCUCGGCAGCUUUACAAAUCCUCCAACAUGACUCAGCGCUGGCAGAGAAGGGAAAUCUCAAACUUCGAAUAUUUGAUGUUUCUGAAUACUAUAGCAGGACGGACAUACAAUGACUUGAACCAAUACCCCGUGUUUCCAUGGGUGUUAACAAACUAUGAAUCGGAAGAAUUGGACUUGACCCUUCCAGGCAACUUCAGGGAUCUAUCAAAGCCCAUCGGUGCUUUGAACCCAAAGAGAGCUGUGUUUUACGCGGAGCGCUAUGAGACGUGGGAAGACGAUCAAAGCCCACCCUACCACUAUAAUACCCAUUACUCAACGGCCACAUCUACCUUGUCCUGGCUUGUUCGAAUUGAACUAAUUCCAGAGUUCUAUUACCUACCAGAGAUGUUUGUCAACAGUAAUGGAUAUAAUCUCGGAGUCAGGGAAGACGAAGUGGUGGUAAAUGAUGUCGAUCUUCCCCCUUGGUCAAAAAAACCUGAGGAUUUUGUACGGAUCAACAGGAUGGCCCUGGAAAGUGAAUUUGUUUCUUGCCAACUUCAUCAGUGGAUUGACCUUAUAUUUGGCUACAAACAGCGAGGACCAGAAGCAGUCCGCGCCCUGAAUGUUUUUCACUACUUGACGUACGAAGGCUCUGUGAGCCUGGACAGCAUCACGGACCCUGUGCUCAGGGAGAUUCCAGAAGCUUAUUUCAUUAGAGAUCCCCAUACGUUCCUUCUUACCAAGGACUUUAUUAAGGCCAUGGAGGCGCAGAUACAGAACUUUGGACAGACACCGUCUCAGCUGCUCAUUGAGCCACAUCCGCCUCGGAGCUCUGCCAUGCACCUGUGUUUCCUUCCACAGAGUCCGCUCAUGUUUAAAGAUCAGAUGCAGCAAGAUGUGAUCAUGGUGCUGAAGUUUCCAUCCAAUUCUCCGGUGACCCACGUGGCGGCCAACACCCUCCCCCACCUGACCAUCCCUGCGGUGGUGACAGUGACCUGCAGCAGGCUGUUUGCAGUGAACCGAUGGCACAACACAGUCGGCCUCCGAGGGGCUCCGGGAUACUCCUUGGAUCAAGCCCACCACCUUCCAAUUGAAAUGGAUCCAUUAAUUGCCAAUAACUCUGGUGUGAACAAACGGCAGAUCACGGACCUCGUUGACCAGAGUAUACAGAUCAACGCGCAUUGUUUUGUGGUCACAGCAGAUAAUCGCUAUAUUCUCAUCUGCGGAUUCUGGGAUAAAAGCUUCAGAGUUUACUCUACAGAAACAGGGAAAUUGACUCAGAUCGUCUUUGGCCACUGGGAUGUGGUCACGUGCCUGGCUCGGUCUGAGUCCUACAUCGGCGGCGACUGCUACAUCGUGUCUGGGUCUCGAGAUGCCACACUGCUUCUCUGGUACUGGAGCGGGCGACACCAUAUCAUAGGCGACAACCCUAACAGCAGCGACUACCCAGCCCCAAGAGCCGUCCUCACAGGCCACGACCAUGAAGUUGUGUGUGUGUCCGUCUGUGCAGAGCUUGGCCUGGUUAUCAGUGGUGCUAAAGAAGGCCCUUGCCUCGUCCACACGAUCACUGGCGAUUUGCUGAGAGCCCUCGAGGGACCCGAGCACUGCUUGUUCCCGCGUCUGAUUUCUGUCUCUAGUGAAGGCCACUGUAUCAUAUACUAUGAGCGAGGGCGGUUCAGCAAUUUCAGCAUUAACGGGAAACUUCUGGCUCAAAUGGAGAUCAAUGACUCCACACGGGCCGUUCUCCUGAGCAGCGACGGCCAGAACCUGGUGACCGGAGGGGACAAUGGCGUGGUGGAGGUCUGGCAGGCCUGCGACUUCAAGCAGCUGUACAUUUACCCCGGAUGUGACGCCGGCAUUAGAGCCAUGGACCUGUCCCAUGACCAGAGGACUCUGAUCACUGGCAUGGCUUCGGGUAGCAUCGUAGCUUUUAAUAUAGAUUUUAAUCGGUGGCAUUAUGAGCAUCAGAACAGAUACUGAAGACAGUAAAGAAUCAAAAGCCAAAUUAAAGCUGAGAGCACAAGUGCUGCAUGGAAGGCAAUGUCUCCGGUGGAAACAAUUCGUCUGCGUCGACCUCCGCUUGUACAUUCCAUCACAUCCAGCAAUAGCUGUACAUUCUAGGCAGCAGCCAUUUUACUUUGUGCAUUUUUUCACGACGGAACACCAGCUGCUAACCAAGCAAGCUUAUAUCAUGUAAAUUACACAAAUUAUUAGGAGAUGUUUUGGUAAUUAUUUCACCUAUUGUUGUUUAUCGAGAAAAGGUAGUAGGACGCGUCACAAGAGACUUUUGACAAUUCUGAGGAAACCUUGUGUCCGGUUGUUACAAAAAGUUUUAAGCUUUGAACCUUAACCUGCAUCCCAUUUCCAGCCUCUUUUCAAGCUGAGAAGAAAAAAAAAAAAAAAACACGUUUGAUACUUUGUACAUCAGAUGCAUCUUAUUUAAAGGGAUACUUUUGUAAAAGUAAAACCUUGUAUAAAGAACAAAAUGUUUCUUAAUUUUAUUGUGGAGUUACAUCUUGCAUGUUCUUUGAUCCUGAUGUCUCCGUGGAACAGGUGAAUUCGCACUACCACACUGAGAGAUCUGUCCAAGGACACAGCUUGUCUGAAAGGGUUGAAUUUGGGCUCAAUCAGUAACUUUUGACAUUUUCACCAAAAUAUGGUUUGCACUUUUUAAUCUAAAUUCAUUCCUUCUAAGUGAAAUUUGCUCAUAAGGCAUUUGGAUACUAAGCCAUUAUUUGCCGUUUUUGGUACUUCUUUAUACAAAGAAAAUUCAGCCCUACCCUUCAUAAUUGGAAGACACAGCAGAAAGGGGGCUCAGGGAUGAGGUCCUGCUUUUUGUUCUAGAAAUAGGAAUCAUGAUCAUUAGCACCAUGGGACAUCUCUUCCGGUCAUCCUUCCGGCUUGGUGCGUGUACAUUAGGGGAGGAGAAUCUGAUGCUAACUUCCUUUUUUUUUUUCUCGGUUCUCAAAUAGCUUAGUUUCUUUAAUAACGAAUCGGACUUAAUUAUAACAGGAACUGAAGUUAUUCUUUUAGGUUCUUGUGAAAUUCUCACCUAAAGCCACACAUCCUUAGCCUAAGGCAUUUUGUUUUUUAUGAUAUAAAAUGAUGGCUAUCAAAUGAUUUUCCAUACAUUGUACUGAUCAACUUAUCCGCCCAAGGGUAUAUACACUUUAUUCAUGUCCCUUCUUUGUAUAUUUGGUGACUGUACUGUCAUAGAUGUACAUAUUGUGUCGGUAGGGCUAUGAGGCAUGUUACAGGAAUGUAAUUUUCUCAGAAUUUACACUCUCUUGCAGUCAUUUAUUUAAGAAGAUAAAACAAGAAAAUGGGUUCUUUGUAUUGGCACUUUGCACCAGAAACAUAUCAUUAUUUAUUGAUGUGAUUACUGAUUUGUUUAGCCACCUUGUACUAGUAAGUUUUAGCACUGAAUUCCUUCUUCAUUGUUGUUUGUAUUUAUGAGAUUCUGAAAUUCUGGGGAAUCGGCGUGAUGAUUAAUUUGUUCAUCACCAGGCUGUAAGCAAUAUCUCGAGUUUGUAGCUUAGCGUUGAAGCGAUACUGAACAUCUGGAAGACAAGUUCAUUUCAUCUUGAAACCAUGGUGAAAUAUUUUGGAUAUAUAAAUUCCUUAAGCUAUUGUAACCAUGUUUUAUUGCAAAGAUGUAAAAUAUGCCAGAUGUGUGUGAGUUGGAAAUCCAAAAAAGAAAAAUAAAAUAUGCAAAGAAUUCA
Messenger RNA from Manis javanica (Malayan pangolin), 10670 nucleotides. NCBI's taxonomy places the organism in Eukaryota, Metazoa, Chordata, Mammalia, Pholidota, Manidae. The record is from RefSeq and is a predicted model, not a curated record.